AUGGCGACGAUGGAGACGAUGACGACCGCGGAGGCUGUUGGCUCAGCUAUGGAGUGUGCUCCGAAGCACAGGGCUUGUGAUGAAUGCCGCACGCGUAAGCUAGCUUGCACCAAAGAGCCCGAGGGCUGCUCUCGUUGUAAGCGUGAGGGCAUCGCCUGCCACUACUCUCCCCAGAAGCAGAUGGGUCGCCCGCGAAAACGUCCCCGAGAUGAAUCGAGCAAUGACACUGCGAAUGCUGUCUCCGCGAGUAAGAACGCCAUGACCGAGAUCCCGCCGGAUACCGAAGACCUUGGCUUGUCUUUUAUUAACUUUCUGGCGGCGGGUGAACCCAACGUUAACAAUCUUAACGCGCCGAUAAGUUCGCCGCAGGAGAAGGGCUUCUCAUGGUCCUUUGGGUUGUGCUCAUACGCGGCUCUAUACCUCUCCCUCGACUCGAUGCAGAAACAGCCCGAAGGCGUCGAAGAAUCGAUCCGACACGCGCGAAAAGCGACGAGGACGGCUUAUGACGCGGUGUACUGCCCCGUUUGCUCUUUUAGGCUUGAGCCGCCGGAUCACAACUCGGGGCCGGAUAUCAUGCGUUCGUUCCAGAACCUAAUGCUCCUCGCUGCCCUAGUCCCGAGCAUCGUACACGCCUACCAGCGGAUCUUACAAGCCGUCGAUGAAGAAGCAAGCCGAGCGACAGCCGAGCGGCGGCGACUGAUAUUCCGGCUUCGCGGCUUCGGCGGCAUCCUCUGGGGCUACGGGUCGGGAGAAGAAGAAAACAUGUGCAUGGCGGCCGGGUCGCUGGAUUGUCGGGAGAUGGAGCCGGCGAUGUGGCGACUGACGGUGCGGGCGCUGCUCAAGGCGGAUGUGUACGGAUUAUCAGACGUUGAUACGACGGAAGCGGAGACGUUGCCGAUACAUAUUGGUCUGAAGGAUAUCGUCAACCAGAUGGAGCAGAAGAGCCGAGCGCGACACGCUCUUAUGGACGCGCUGAUAGCGACAGGGAACUGGCAGCCGCCGGAUUGUGGGAUAGCGCUGCAUACGCAAGGAGAGAUACCGACGUGCCAGAAAGUUAUUGCGAUUGCAAAGGCAGCUAUUGAUGCGUUGGUUAUUGCGUGA
Molecule: messenger RNA, 1101 nt
Organism: Daldinia childiae
Lineage: Eukaryota; Fungi; Ascomycota; Sordariomycetes; Xylariales; Hypoxylaceae
Product: putative c6 finger domain-containing protein
Exons: 3
Coding region: 1-1101 (366 amino acids)
Cellular component (GO): nucleus
Molecular function (GO): DNA-binding transcription factor activity, RNA polymerase II-specific; zinc ion binding
Source: RefSeq, a predicted model, not a curated record